GUUCAUUUUCACAUAAUGCGUCUGUCGUACAUUCUUCUACUUGUCUGUACAUUUGCCCUGGCUAAGGCUGGCACGUGGCGUCAGUCACAGGACUAUAAUACGAGUGACGAGGAGGUCCGACCAAGCUGGACUCAUAGACACUCUGAGAUGUGGCCCUGUGAUGUCGCCGAUUAUCCAGAAGCCUAUUUGCUUAUACACAAAGUAGAAAAGCGUCUGGAGCGCAUAGACGACAACGAACAACUAAAAACCAGAGUCAUAGACUAUGUGGUGGACCAGUUGAGACAGUGUAAAACAGGCAAUGACAUGGACGAGCACUGUGUCAAACGUUCCAUUGGCUAUGCCAUGUCCUUUAUAAACCGCAACAAAAGGCAACAGCUGUAAUGUUAUUUAAAAAAGAAACGUCUUAUAUAUCAAAAUAAAUGAAUACAUAACAUAGAACCAAAAAAAAAAAAACUGCAAUUAAUAAAGUUACUAGUGUGUCUAGCCGGCUACGUGGGUAA
This is a messenger RNA of Drosophila virilis, 500 nucleotides long. RefSeq names its product female-specific independent of transformer (gene fit). Lineage: Eukaryota; Metazoa; Arthropoda; Insecta; Diptera; Drosophilidae. The record is from RefSeq and is a predicted model, not a curated record.